AUGGCAUUUACGGAAACUUGGCUCAAGGAGACGGAUCCAAACCCUGCAUUGGAGAUCAGCGGUCCUGGUGCGCCUUUACGCACAGACCGGGACAGUGAGGACGCGUAUUGGUCCAAAGCAGGCCUUCCCCUGGCGCAUCUGACCAUAACACGGUCCAUAUUUGGCCUGCAUACACCUCAGUUCUACGAAGAACAGAGAAAAAACAAAAGAGCAGAAGUUGAGGAGAAAGGAGCCUCACACAGAGACAGAGGAGAGUGCGGCACCAAAGGAAUCAAACUACAGACCUUUCUGCUUCUCUCAUCUCUGAGUAAAGUGAUGGCGGCUGUGAGCUCUUCUCUCCGUGAGGAGCAGUUUAUCUGCUCCAUCUGUCUGGAGGUCUUCACUGAUCCAGUCACAACAUCGUGUGGACACAGCUUCUGCAGCAUCUGCAUCAACAAACACUGGGACACCAGUGUCCACUGCAGCUGUCCACUUUGUAAACAGGAGCAGGGAGAGGAGCAGCAGGCCACACUGAAGAAACAGAUCAAAGACAGACGUGUGAAAGUCCAGGAGAUCCACCGCUCAGUGGAGCAGAGUCAGAGAAAGUCAGACGCAGAAAUACAAGAAGGUCUCAGAGUCUUCACCGCUUUGAUGGAGUGUGUUCAACAAAGUGCAGACAGCUUCAAACAGAGCAUUGUAGAAAAACAUCAGAAGGUGGAGGAGGAGGCGUCUCAGCUGAUAGAGCAGAUCCUGGGAGAGAUCUCUGAGCUGGAGCAGAGAGGAGCUGAGAUGGAGCAGCUGUGGACCUCUGGAGACCACCUGUCCUUUGUCCAAAUCUUCACUACAGUCAAACCUGCUCCACAGCUCAGAGACUGGAGCCAGAAGACUGUCAGGACCCCGUCGUACAAGGGGACAGGGGCCCAAGCUGUGUCUGAGCUGAGGAACAAACUGAACACAGAGAUGGAGACGUUCUUUAAAGCAGAGUUAGAGAAAGUUCAAGAGUUUGCAGCUGAGGUGUCUCUAGAUCCAGACACUGCACAUCCAUACUUAGUUCUGUCUAAAGAUCUCAAACAGGUUCAUCACGGGAAAAUGAAGUUCUCAUCAGGAAAGUUUUAUUUUGAGGUGCAGGUCAAAGGAAAGAGAGGAUGGAAUGUAGGAGUGGCCAAAGAGUCAGUGGUCAGAAAAGACGCUGCUGUAGUCACAUGUUUGAAGGUCCCGCCCUCUGUCCGGACACGAACCAGGAAAAGGUUUACAGCCAAUAUAACGGCAGAAGUUGAGGAGAAAGGAGCCUCACACAGAGACAGAGGAGAGUGCGGCACCAAAGGAAUCAAACUACAGACCUUUCUGCUUCUCUCAUCUCUGAGUAAAGUGAUGGCGGCUGUGAGCUCUUCUCUCCGUGAGGAGCAGUUUAUCUGCUCCAUCUGUCUGGAGGUCUUCACUGAUCCAGUCACAACAUCGUGUGGACACAGCUUCUGCAGCAUCUGCAUCAACAAACACUGGGACACCAGUGUCCACUGCAGCUGUCCACUUUGUAAACAGGAGCAGGGAGAGGAGCAGCAGGCCACACUGAAGAAACAGAUCAAAGACAGACGUGUGAAAGUCCAGGAGAUCCACCGCUCAGUGGAGCAGAGUCAGAGAAAGUCAGACGCAGAAAUACAAGAAGGUCUCAGAGUCUUCACCGCUUUGAUGGAGUGUGUUCAACAAAGUGCAGACAGCUUCAAACAGAGCAUUGUAGAAAAACAUCAGAAGGUGGAGGAGGAGGCGUCUCAGCUGAUAGAGCAGAUCCUGGGAGAGAUCUCUGAGCUGGAGCAGAGAGGAGCUGAGAUGGAGCAGCUGUGGACCUCUGGAGACCACCUGUCCUUUGUCCAAAUCUUCACUACAGUCAAACCUGCUCCACAGCUCAGAGACUGGAGCCAGAAGACUGUCAGGACCCCGUCGUACAAGGGGACAGGGGCCCAAGCUGUGUCUGAGCUGAGGAACAAACUGAACACAGAGAUGGAGACGUUCUUUAAAGCAGAGUUAGAGAAAGUUCAAGAGUUUGCAGCUGAGGUGUCUCUAGAUCCAGACACUGCACAUCCAUACUUAGUUCUGUCUAAAGAUCUCAAACAGGUUCAUCACGGGAAAAUGAAGUUCUCAUCAGGAAAGUUUUAUUUUGAGGUGCAGGUCAAAGGAAAGAGAGGAUGGAAUGUAGGAGUGGCCAAAGAGUCAGUGGUCAGAAAAGUGAUGGCGGCUGUGAGCUCUUCUCUCUGUGAGGAGCAGUUUCUCUGCUCCAUCUGUCUGGAGGUCUUUACUGAUCCAGUCACAACACCGUGUGGACACAGCUUCUGCAGCAUCUGCAUCAACAAACACUGGGACACCAGCGUCCUCUGCAGCUGUCCAGUCUGCAAACAGGACUUCAGCCCAAGACCACAGCUGAAAGUUAAUACUUUUAUGUUAGAGAUGAUCUCUCUGCUCAGAAAUAAGCCUCAAGAUGAAGACACGCUGUUAGAGGCUCAAUCCACUGCUCCAGGAGAGGUCUGUGACCUGUCCACUGCUCCAGGAGAGGUCUGUGACCUGUCCACUGCUCCAGGAGAGGUCUGUGACCUGUACACUGCUCCAGGAGAGGUCUGUGACCUGUCCACUGCUCCAGGAGAGGUCUGUGACCUGUCCACUGCUCCAGGAGAGGUGGACUGUGACGUCUGUCCAGAGCCCAGGCUCAGAGCCCUGAAGUCCUGCCUGCUGUGUCUGAUGUCGUACUGUGAGAGCCACCUGCUGCCACACCUCACAAACCCCCGUCUGAAGAGGCACCAGCUGAUCCACCCUUUGCCCAACCUGGAGGAGCACAUCUGCCCUAAGCACCAGCGGCCCCUGGAGCUCUUCUGUAGGGACCACUCACACUUCAUGUGCGUGCAGUGCAGUUAUACAGAGGAUACAAAGCAUCAUACUGUCUUAUUGAAAAAGCAGGGAGAGGAGCAGCAGGCCACACUGAAGAAACAGAUCAAAGACAGACGUGUGAAAGUCCAGGAGAUCCAGCGCUCAGUGGAGCAGAGUCAGAGAAAGUCAGACGCAGAAAUACAAGAAGGUCUCAGAGUCUUCACCGCUUUGAUGGAGUGUGUUCAACAAAGUGCAGACAGCUUCAAACAGAGCAUUGUAGAAAAGCAUCAGAAGGUGGAGGAGGAGGCGUCUCAGCUGAUAGAGCAGAUCCAGACAGAGAUCUCUGAGCUGGAGCAGAGAGGAGCUGAGAUGGAGCAGCUGUGGACCUCUGGAGACCACCUGUCCUUUGUCCAAACCUUCACUACAGUCAAACCUGCUCCACAGCUCAGAGACUGGAGCCAGAAGACUGUCAGGACCCCGUCGUACAAGGGGACAGGGGCCCAAGCUGUGUCUGAGCUGAGGAACAAACUGAACACAGAGAUGGAGACGUUCUUUAAAGCAGAGUUAGAGAAAGUUCAAGAGUUUGCAGCUGAGGUGUCUCUAGAUCCAGACAAUGCACAUCCAAACUUAGGGAAACAGAAGUUCUCAUCAGGAAAGUUUUAUUUUGAGGUUCAGGUCAAAGGAAAGACAGACUGGGAAGUAGGAGUGGCCAAAGAGUCAGUGGAUCGAAAAGAUCAAGACUCUCAAACUUCAUGUCCAGAGAAGUUGGGAGUGUUUGUGGAUUAUGAUGAAGGUCUGGUCUCCUUCUAUGACGUGGAUAAAAAGUCUCUUCUUUGGUCUUUCACUGACUGUGGCUUCACUGACAACAUUCUGCCGAUGUUUAAUCCAUGCAACAAUGAAGAAGAGCCCAGGCUCAGAGCCCUGAAGUCCUGCCUGCUGUGUCUGACGUCGUACUGUGAGAGCCACCUGCAGCCACACCUCACAAACCCCCGUCUGAAGAGGCACCAGCUGAUCCACCCUCUGCCCAACCUGCAGGAGCACAUCUGCCCUGAGCACCAGCGGCCCCUGGAGCUCUUCUGUAGGGACCACUCACACUUCAUGUGCGUGCAGUGCAGUUAUACAGAGGAUACAAAGCAUCAUACUGUCUUAUUGAAGGAGCAGGGAGAGGAGCAGCAGGCCACACUGAAGAAACAGAUCAAAGACAGACGUGUGAAAGUCCAGAAGAUCCAGCGCUCAGUGGAGCAGAGUCAGAGAAAGGCAGACGCAGAAAUACAAGAAGGUCUCAGAGUCUUCACCGCUUUGAUGGAGUGUGUUCAACAAAGUGCAGACAGCUUCAAACAGAGCAUUGUAGAAAAACAUCAGAAGGUGGAGGAGGAGGCGUCUCAGCUGAUAGAGCAGAUCCAGACAGAGAUCUCUGAGCUGGAGCAGAGAGGAGCUGAGAUGGAGCAGCUGUGGACCUCUGGAGACCACCUGUCCUUUGUCCAAACCUUCACUACAGUCAAACCUGCUCCACAGCUCAGAGACUGGAGCCAGAAGACUGUCAGGACCCCGUCAUAUAAGGGGACAGGGGCCCAAGCUGUGUCUGAGCUGAGGAACAAACUGAACACAGAGAUGGAGACGUUCUUUAAAGCAGAGUUAGAGAAAGUUCAAGAGUUUGCAGCUGAGACGUUUGCCACUGACAAUCCAGUACCCUGCUGCUCUUAUGGCCCCCUCCGUCAAGUGACGGCCUUGAUGUUUCACCUGGAUGUGGUGGUGGCGUGUCAGCAGUAA
Messenger RNA from Knipowitschia caucasica, 4602 nucleotides. NCBI's taxonomy places the organism in Eukaryota, Metazoa, Chordata, Actinopteri, Gobiiformes, Gobiidae. The record is from the annotation of a GenBank genome assembly.